Messenger RNA from Engraulis encrasicolus (European anchovy), 3547 nucleotides. It is a transcript of the gene tspan7, whose product is annotated as tetraspanin 7b. Lineage: Eukaryota; Metazoa; Chordata; Actinopteri; Clupeiformes; Engraulidae. Gene Ontology annotation, cellular component: plasma membrane. The transcript has 8 exons. Bases 44 to 793 code for a protein of 249 amino acids. The record is from RefSeq and is a predicted model, not a curated record.
CGCAACUCCAAGAGAAAAAUUCUGCGCUUCGCUUUACUGUAGUAUGGCAUCAAGGAGAAUGGAGACCAAACCAGUAAUAACCUGCCUCAAAACGCUCCUGAUCAUCUAUUCCUUCGUGUUUUGGAUCACGGGGGCGAUCCUUCUGGCGGUGGGACUAUGGGGUAAGUUCAUGCUGGGCCCGUACAUCUCCCUGAUCGCGGAGAACUCCACCAACGCCCCCUACGUCCUCAUCGGCACCGGCACCACCAUCAUCGUCUUCGGCCUGUUCGGAUGCUUCGCCACCUGCCGCGGCUCCCCAUGGAUGCUCAAGCUGUAUGCCAUGUUCCUGUCCCUGGUCUUCCUGGCAGAACUGGUGGCUGGCAUCUCAGGCUUUGUCUUCCGCCAUGAGAUCAAGGGAACCUUCUUGAGGACGUACAAUGAGGCGGUGCAUGACUACGACGCCAAGGACACCAAGAGUCUGGCUGUGGACAACGUCCAGCGCAGCCUGAAGUGCUGUGGCGUGUUGAACUACACCAGCUGGUUCUCCAGCCCCUACUUCCCCAUCAACGGCAUCCCGCCCAGCUGCUGCGUCAACAACUCCGACUGCAACACCUCCGACCUGCGCAACGUCACCAUAGCCCCCACCAAGGUCUAUCAGCAGGGUUGCUAUGAGCUGGUGACCACCUUCAUCGAGACCAACAUGGGCAUUAUCGCCGGGGUGACCUUCGGGAUCGCCUUUUCACAGCUGAUUGGCAUGCUGUUGGCCUGCUGCCUGUCGCGGUUUAUCACUGCCAAUCAGUACGAGAUGGUGUAGCAGACACAGCACAGGGAGAUGACAAGAGGGCCUGCGUCACCUUGGACAUCGGGGGAAGGACAUACCUGAAACUCUAGCACACUCCAUCCUCACCGCCUUUUCCCCUCCAUGUGUCCUUUCCCUUCAUCCAUCCUUUCCUCCUCCUUGCUUGCUCUCUCCUUUCCACCCUCUCCUCCUCCCUCCUUCCUGCUCUCCUUCCUUCCUUCCUCUACCAUCCCUUUUUUUCUCUCUGUGUCUGUCUAUUCUCUGACUUUUUUUUUCUGUAGUUCAUCAUUCCUUAACGUGCAGUUGUGCCAUCAAUGUGGGAGGGGGAUAAAAGAUGUUUCUUUUUUUCAUUCUUUCAGGACCUUAACAUUAUGUGAAGGAGGGAGAAUCAGAAUGUGUACACACACACACUCAUUGGUCCCAGUCUUUUUGCUGUACAAAGGCCCUUUGCAUGCUAAGUCACACCCUCUUUCGCUAGCAACACAAGCAUCAACAAAAACACAGUGACAUUUGUACAAAUAACCAAAAACAAAGUGACUAAAAAGGUUGAAUCAUAGUUCUUUUAUGUCAGAUCUAUCGCUCUCUUUUUUAUUUUGACGUAAAAAAAAAAUAGUAUAACAAUCAACUAGGAUGGUAAGGUUUUUUUUAACGCUCUGUGGAUUUUAUUUUUGUUGUUGUUGUUUGGGGAGGAAACUUCCUGUUUUCAGUGACACAAAAUGGAGUCCGCUUUUGUGCUGUGACAUCGAGCACAUCUCUCUGCAUCCUGUACGAGACAAAACAUUUGCCUAUUAGCUCUGCAUUGAAACGUGUACUAGUAGCUCUCUUUGUGGACGUGCGUUUGUGUGUUUUUGUGUUGCUUUCUCUCUUUUUUUUCUCCUUUUUUUAUUAUUAAAUAAAUUAAAGUGAAAAAGCCCUUGGGUGAAUGUCUGCAUUGGGUCAAAGUCAGUGCUCAGUGACCUCGGCCAAUCCACCCUAGUGCCUUUCCUCCUCUACCCCUGACCCACUAAUGUAUUUAUUCACGUCACUGACAAGUUUUAUUUAUUUAUUAAUGUCUAUAUUUAAUUCAUACUAUUAUAAACUAUAAACCACACUGGAUAUAAAUACCGUCAAGGCCAGACACAAAGACGUGCAGAAUCUGAGUCUUGUUUCGGAACAGCUCUGACCGAGUGGCUAUUUGCGUUCCCUGUCUAACCUCCCAGCGAUGUUUAGAUCCCCCCUGCCCCGCCCCUCCCUCUCCCACUCCCUCUCUCUCGGUCAUUGACCAGAAUAACACACGCUCAUUAGCUGCUCUGCAGCCUUUCCCGGCCGCGCUUUUGUGCUGAUGCACCCCUGUUGACACUCCUGUGUCUCCGUCCACUCCACUCCGCACCGCACCACCACCGCCAGCAGCAGUGUCCUCUGUCCCCAUCCUCUGACUCAGCUGUGACACACCGCAGGGCCAGAGCUGUGACUGACUCACCACCGCCACACUCGCCACCGUCCCCAGCGAUGAGGACCAACAGCUGAGCCAAUACUCCCCCCGCUCACUGGCAUUAGAAAUGGUGUUUGGUGGCCUGAAUUGGCUGGAGGGUAUGUUAGAAAAUAAACAGAGACAUGAAUAACCAGAGCUCCCCUUUUACCGCUACAAUGAGCAACGUAAGGGGUGGGAAGUGGAACAGACAAUUUGGAGAGAAUUUGUUGUCUUUUUUUCCCCCCUCAGAGAUGAAAUUCCAAGGGAUUCAUCUCUGACCGAAACGGGGAAAAAAGGGGAUAUGGGUGUCUGCAUUUUAUAAUCAGAAUGUCUGAAGGCUAAAACUAAAACAUUGUGGAGUGGUUAUGUUACCACACAGUUAUUAUUAAUGGAAACGGAAUCUAACCCAGCUUAGCUAAUAAUUCCAAGUAACACAAAUGGAAAAAAGAUCAUAAACAAUCAACUAGGUGUGAACACCACUGUCUGACAGAGGCUCUGCCCUUGCGAAAAACACGAGAGAGAAGUUAGCUGAGUGUCACUAAUCAUCACUACACAUGAAUUACAUUUUGAGGGCGGAUGGAGGAGCUGGAUGGAGCCAACGUCACUGGCACUGGUCUUCCAGAACAGGGAUUCCCAACCUGGGGGUGGGGGGCCCAUUGGUGGGUCGUGAAGAUCUUACAAGUGCACCGUGAAAUCAUUUCCGAAAAAUCUAAAUAAUACUUGUGUGUUUGUACGUGCAAAUAAAACAGUUCUCGCCUAAAUUAUAUCCAUUGGUGAGUGUCUUUCAAAGCAGAUGGAUGGUCUCAAUGUUGCAGCGUCCUAUUGGCUGUUGACUAUUAUUUUAGUUCCAUUAUUUAUUGGGCCAGAGGUGGGCUGCAGACAUCCGCGACGGUUUCAAGAGGGCCCCAAGUUGGACAAGGUUGGGAACCCCUGUUCUAGAAACAUCUGAUGAGGGUCAUGUGGGCUUUGAUGGUUCCAAGUUUCUUUUUAUGAGUGUUUUUGCGUUUAUAGAUGGUUUCUCAGGUUUGUUUUGUUUUAUUUUAUUUCUCUUUAAUUUGUCACAGUUUUAAAUGCUGUCACUGCAGCUGCCCUCUGUGUUGAUGGAAUAAAUAUGGCAAAAUAAGUGGAAAAUAGCUUAAAAUGUGUUGUAAAUGAUUCCUAGUCAUACACAAUCUGGACAGUACAAUGAGCAUAACAAUAAGACUUUGUAUAAAAGAAUAAACUUUUUAAAACGCAUCACCAGCUAGCAUGCCAACAAAAUGUACGUUGAUAUUGUAAACAACUGUGAUAUCUAUUAAUAAAAUGGUCAUUUCAUGGUU